UGUAACGAUCUCAAGAAAUUUCUCAUUUAUUUGUUGAUUUGCUUCAAAUUAAACAGUCUGGUUACAACAAAAGCUUCCAAAAGUGUUGCAGAAAGGUUCUACAAAAAUAGAGAGUCAUCCGAAGCAAAGAUGGCUGUUCGAGAUUCCUUAUUCUCGUUGGAGGUCAUCGUAGAUCAAUUGGUGCUGCCAAGUGUCACAUGCCGUUUCCCCGCCGUAGCGUUCCGUCUGCUCGAUUUUCCAACAUUACUAGUGCAACAUGUUGAACCAGAACUUGCUGAUCGUAUCAAGAAAAAGAUCUCCAUCGAAAUGCAAGCCAACCUUCCAAGACAAUUGAAAGAACUGCAAGACAAAAAUGGUGCAUUUCUUGUAAAACGUGGCAAAUCAUGUUUGUUCAAAAUUUCAAGUGAGACUCUUCAGAUCCAUCUCUCAAACACUCCCCUCUAUGUGCUGGUGAUUGAUCAGUUUCCUGAAACUCCCAAGUUAGUUGCUAGCUGUUUGAUACCUCUCAAUGAGUGCAUGGAGAAGAUAAAGAAUGACAUUGAGAAACUUGGCAUCACCGUUCCUCAUGUGCAUGGAGAGAAAGGACAAUACAAGCUGUAUAAUUUGAUGGGGAUUGAAGUCGGUCAUGUCAACAUUGCCUGUCGUUUGCUAAGUCUUGGUGAAGGGCUUAUGCAGCACAUUCCAGAUCAUGCAAUUGCUAAGUUUGGAGUGGAUGCCCAAGGAAACAGCAUUUUGGCAAAGGAGGAUUCGCCAAGAAAGACAAAACCAGGAACACCAAGAAAGUCUUCAGAUGGAAGUCCAAGAAAGGUCGAUGACAGCCCAAGAAAAGCCAAAACCCCUAAGCAUGUUGUCAUCAAAACUCCUCCUAGAAAAACUGAUGAUGAUUUGAUUGUAGAAGAUCUUGAGGCACCUGAAAAAGGACAGCCUAUUAUCAUAUCGUCUGCUAAAGAUGCAAUUGAGGCUGCAAAAACAGGAAGAGAGUUGGAAAACAGCGGGACACAAACUGAACGUUCACGAAAAUCUAAACAUGUUCAAUUUCCUUCAUCAGACUUGUCUGAUGAGUUAGAUAAUGUAUAUUUGACAAACACCUACUGCCCUCCCCCUCUCUUCUAUAACAGCACUGCCGAAGAGAAACUGCCACCAUCAAAACUUGAGAUUUAUGAGUAUCACAGCCGUCCGGCAAAGCCUCUUGAAGUGAAAGAUUUUGACACUGAAAGUGUUCGUAGUGAUGAUGCGUUGUUUGAUCUAAUUGAGCAGGGUUUAGAUCAGACAUUGAUUAAACCAUCUGAUACUAAAUUCAUUCAUUACCAACACAGCUUGUUGCCGCCUCCCCCUAAACAACCUGAUCUUCAACAAAUGUUGAUGUCUCCCAACUUUCAAGUGGGUCAGUUUCCAUUUCUUCGGGCACUCACAGCAGAAUUGGCUUUCAUACAAAAUACACAGGCUCAAGUUGCAAGCCAGUCUCAGGGGGCCGGUAGGGGCCAGGGGUCUCCAACAAGAACAACUGAAAUAUCGCAACAGAAGCAUAGAAGUCCCCGGACUCCACAGACACCCCGUGAUGUCCGUCUCGAGGUGAUGCCACCAGCUGAGAAGGAAAACCGGGAACACUUCUUGACAAGAUUAGCUGCACCAAAAAGGAAGCUUCCAGAGAAACAAGGUGCUGUCCCAAGCAAUAAAGGCUGGUUGAGAAAGGAACCUGUUUUUGGUCAGAGGAAAACCAAGCCCAAGUUUUCCUAUGGUAUGACUAACACACAGCGUCUGAGGCUGGCACAGGUCAAUCCAGAACUGUUGCAUAGCUUGGAGUUGGAACAAGAAGAGGUGAAGCUUAGAAAACAGCAGGAACAAUUUGAAAAUAUGUCAAAUAUCCAGAAAGCAAUGGCCAAGACAUUCGUUCUGAAUCCUGCUCCGAGAGGCAUGGAUGACGUUACUGUUGAUAGUCGAACCAUGCUUGUUCAGAAGCCUUCCCACAUGAAACCAGUUCCUACGCCCCGCAAGGUCUCAAUUGAUGAUACUGCAUCACUUAAGGAAGUUAGUCCAACAGAGUUGAUAUAUGAAGCACGCCUUGCUCAAGCUCAGGUGCCAAUUGACCAUCCUGAUACCCCUUCUGGUAAGGUAAUGAAAUUGGAGGACCUUCAUGAGGCCGCCUAUGAUUACGAACCAAGUGGUUCGAGUAGUAAACACAGUGGUGGAAGCAGCCAGAAAAGUAUUGAGGUUCGUGUCCCAGCUGUUUCGAUGAAUGAUAGCGCUGGCUACUCCACGGAUGGAGACAGUCGUCCACCCUCUGUAGUGUCUAAAGUUGAUGACAAACCAGUCAAAGAAAAACCAGUUCACCCAGAAGAGAGACCACCAAAGUAUGGCCAGGUACGAUCCUCGUAUCCUGGCUUCCCAACAGCUUUCCAACUCAACGAUACACAAACUACUGCAAAGACAGAGUCAACAUUACAUUACACUGAUGAUUUUGAAGACUCGAAGCAGUGGAUGUCAACUGAUGAGCCAGAGCUUCAGGCGUUGAGAUACUCUGUUUCAGAAUCUGGAGACGAAGGCUCCGAAUCGUGCACCUUGACGGGAGAAGCAUCAGAUCCAACUGAUGAUGGUGUCCGAACAUCAACAACUAUCCGUAUUCCAAUUGUAAAUCCAAAGGCAUCUUUAAAUUCACCAAAGGCUGCCAUCAAGAAAUCAGCAUCAUUCCGUGCUGCAGAUUCUACUGCUAGAACUCUUGAAGGUGACUCCAGCACUGACAAGGGGAGCUUAAGCCCUACCCCUGUGCCAAGGAAAUCUGUCACACCCCCUGGAGAUGGAUCUCAACAACGUCUGAAACUCCAGCGAAGUGUUUCUUUUGAGUUUGAUGAAGAAGAACCAGUGAAGGAGAAGGUCCCUCCUCCCUACCCUCGGAAAGGCUCAAAGUCUGCUGAUCCUGCAUCGUCACUUGAAAUGAGUCAAGAAAAGCCAACUCCACGAAGAAGAGCUAAUGUAGGACGUUCACCCUCGGCUGAAAGCGUCGAGUCUCCUACAAGACAACGAAAAGGCCUUGUCAAGCCAAUGUUGCCAUCCAUCCAUACAGAGUCUGUUAGCUCCUACAUACCGUCUGAUCUUGAUUUGAACAUGACUUAUGAUGGCAGUGAUGAUGACUAUUCUGAUGAUUUCGACAACAGCGAAGGGGCCUAUCAGCCAGUUUAUAAACCAGCGUCUGAAGCUACUGUUGCGAAGGGAGCAGGUAGACUCGGGUACACAUGGAACUAAAUCUGUCUGGUAUGACAUUGGGUAGAAGUGAGUCUUGGAAACACUCGCACUGGUCCCUUUAUUAUCCUCUUGAGACUGGCGUAGCAAAUGAUACUUGAAUAUUAGGUUGUGACGCAGCUUAAAUUUCCCCCAACUGAUACAGGUGCUGUUUCAGUAUUUAAAUGUGUUACAUUGCCCUUCCCCUUCAACUAAUCAUUCUUAACAUCAUUUGUUCUCGUUUUCAUCAAUUUGAUUAAAAAUUGGUACGAUACAUAUCCAUAUCCAUAUCAUAAUUUAUAUUUGAAUGUCUUAUUUUAUUAUUGUUCAUUUAUGAUUAUACAUGUAGUUUUUAUUCUACUUUAACCAUUAUUUUUUGAGUUACUUUACACGUGACAAUUUUUUGUAUCUGUUGGAGGCUGGCCCCAGAUAUUGAAUGUUGUAGAUGUACAAGUAAGUCAACCUUGCGUUCAUCAGAUGUGUAUCAGAAUUGACUGGAGCUGCAUUUUUCCCUUGAAAUCUGUUUUUUUCUUUUUCUGGUAAACGACCUGAGACUUUGAAGGUCCAUCUGGUAUGUGCAAGUAUCUUGUUUAUACAAGUCUAAUUUAUGCAAAGUUAACUAUUUGUCAGUUUCAUAUGAAACUUCAUUUAAAUUUUGAACUGUAGAAGUUAGCUUUAGUUGAAGUAGAUGGUAGAAAUUUCCAUCUCGGGUAUUUUUACGACAUAGAACUUGCUAAAAACGUAUAGGUGAAUUACCGGCAAUGGCCUUGUCAUUGGUUUAUAGAAGUGGAACUGUAGUUUAGUUUCAAAAGAGAGUUGCCACAAUAGUUUUUUUAGUAGUGAAAGUUUGAAAAAUUCAAACGCUAUGCUCUGCUGAAAUAUGGUUAGUUUUGAACCUGAUGGGCCAACUUGUUAGGAUGGUUAAUUAUUUAGUUGUUUCAUGGAAUGGUACUGUUAAAAGCAUAUUUGGUCAAAUUAAUGGCUCAAAGUUACAAAAUUUGCACAUGUGGAGAAUUUUGCAAUAGUGAAAUCCCUGCUCACAUUGUACAUGUACCGGUAUGUAGACAUUUUACAUCAGUCAAAAGCCAACUAUGCUCACUAUGGUUUUUGGUGAAAAAUGAAGAUUCAACCAAAGCAGGAUCAUUGCCAGAAUUUGCACUCCAGCUUUCAUGAUAGUUCAUAUAGAUUUAUUUAUUCAUUGUAAAUUUGAAAACAUCCUUUGUCAAGAAACAUUUGCUUUUACCUGCAUGAAUUUGUG
Molecule: messenger RNA, 4474 nt
Organism: Lineus longissimus
Lineage: Eukaryota; Metazoa; Nemertea; Pilidiophora; Heteronemertea; Lineidae
Product: microtubule-associated protein 10-like
Exons: 2
Coding region: 130-3240 (1036 amino acids)
Biological process (GO): cytoplasmic microtubule organization; positive regulation of cytokinesis; mitotic spindle midzone assembly
Cellular component (GO): mitotic spindle midzone; centrosome; cytoplasmic microtubule
Molecular function (GO): microtubule binding
Source: RefSeq, a predicted model, not a curated record